This is a messenger RNA of Amphiprion ocellaris (clown anemonefish), 1175 nucleotides long. Its product is annotated as spexin prohormone 1-like. Gene Ontology annotation, molecular function: neuropeptide hormone activity. Bases 282 to 593 code for a protein of 103 amino acids. NCBI's taxonomy places the organism in Eukaryota, Metazoa, Chordata, Actinopteri, Pomacentridae. The record is from RefSeq and is a predicted model, not a curated record. The transcript has 8 exons.
CAGAUUCAUUCAUAAAAUCUCACCAGUGAGGUCUUCAUGCGGUGACCCUGUGAAGACACUCUGCUGUUCACGAGAAGCUUAAAAGUUUGAAUCUCAUUCGUGUGUUUGUGAUGAAUGUGCAGCGACAGCUUUAACAGCACCUGUCACUUUGUCAGCUGAAAUACAAGGGACGGAGGAGGACGACGCACCAGUCAAACACUUUAACAGGCUGCAGCCCGCUGGAGAGCACAACAAGUUGACGUAGCCUGCAACAUAAGUGGCCACAGGAGGAGAUUUCAACAAUGUCUCUUCUAGUCAUACUACUUGUGGUGUCAUUGGCUUCGCAGUGUUGGACUGCACCACAGAGGAGAAACUGGACUCCUCAGGCGAUCUUAUACCUCAAAGGAGCACAGGGACACCGUUCAGUAUUGGAGCGCACCAGCAGAGAUGAAGGGGACACUUCACAUAUGGAGACUCCCAACCAGAGCAGUGAUGGACUGGGAUCACCUCUGACUCCUUUAAUUCUUCUGGAGCUCUUGCAGCAAGCUGUGGAAGAAGGUGGAGACAAUCCAAAUUACCUGGACUACCAAAAGCUGAAUAUAAACCAUUUGUGAAAGUUAUCAGAGACCACUUGCAAUUUAUUUCGGGUUAAUUGUUGCAUUUCAUUAUAUCGAUCACAUUUUUCGUCAUGUGUUGCCAUUUGCAUUUACUUUUCAUUAAAUAUGCUGUAUAAAUGAAAUGCCUUGGCUGCAAGCUGUUGUUGUUCCACUGGGAUUCAUAGUAGUGUCUUGCUUGUUCCUGAUGUUAGUUAGCAGUUUUCAGUGUGACUCGUGGGGAUUUCCUUUUACAGUUGCACUUCUCACAGGACUAUUUUUAAAAAAUGCUUCGAGCAACAACUUCGUGAUACACUCAUUCACACCAUACAGUGAUUAACACCAGGCGGGACAACGUUCAGUCAUACAUCAACACACUGUCCACACGGGGUCACUGAGGGAAUCAUGUCUGGGUCAAUCAGAGGUAAGCAGCUGAGAUUUAGAGGAGAUUAAGUUUCACUUCUGUUAAAAUGACACAGGCAGGAAAAAUGGAAAUUCUUGUAUGUAAGGCAGAACAAGCAUGAAAGGUAAAUCCAGCCAAUAAAAUACUUAGUGUGUCAUUAAAAAGGAUUUUAGGUCAACAAAAAUAAGUACAAAGAAAAA